AUGCAGUUCUCUGUCGCUCUCACCGCAAUCCUCUCGGCAUUCGCCGUUCCUGCCAUUCUUGCUUCUGAGUGUAAGGUUGGAUUCAACAACCCCCGAACAGACUGCUGCUGGGGAAAGGGUCAAAAGUCCUGCAUGAACCAGAACGGCGACGCAGUUUGGUGCGCAAGUAACUCUGCCAACUUCUGCUACAACGUCAAGCGUCAGGGUACUGAUGUUCCCGUCUCUGACACAUGCGACGCUGAUUGCUGCGAUACAAAGACCGGCUGGGGUAUUGGAUGCCCCAAAUAA
Molecule: messenger RNA, 288 nt
Organism: Colletotrichum aenigma
Lineage: Eukaryota; Fungi; Ascomycota; Sordariomycetes; Glomerellales; Glomerellaceae
Exons: 3
Coding region: 1-288 (95 amino acids)
Source: RefSeq, a predicted model, not a curated record